Messenger RNA from Cajanus cajan (pigeon pea), 1140 nucleotides. NCBI's taxonomy places the organism in Eukaryota, Viridiplantae, Streptophyta, Magnoliopsida, Fabales, Fabaceae. The record is from RefSeq and is a predicted model, not a curated record.
CCAAUGCCAACCAACACCACACUCUUUUUCUCUCUCUUCUCCCCCUUGUUUCUCGCUUAAGCCUUUCUCUCUCCUACAAAUUUCCCCUUUUUCUCCGGAUCAAUGAGCGAUCAUCUGGUACUGUUCGUGGAUCGUCUCGUGCGGCCCGUCCCCAUGGAGCCGCUGGCCCAACAUCCCGUCCAGCCCGCUCCCGAGCCCUCCACGCCCGUCGAUGAGCCCAAGCCCGACCCCUCCGGCUCCUCUUCCAUGGCGGAGGACGACGGCGACGACGAGGACGCGCCACUACUUCCCCUGGCCGAGUGCCGCAUUUGCCAAGAGGAGGACAAUGUCAACAAUUUAGAGUCUCCUUGUUCUUGCAGUGGUAGUCUUAAGUAUGCUCAUAGAAAGUGCGUCCAACAUUGGUGCAACGAGAAAGGGGACAUAACUUGUGAGAUAUGUCACAAGUGCUAUGAGCCUGGUUAUACUAUCCCGCCACCUCGUCCUCAGCCUGAAGAAACCACUAUUGAUAUAGGUGGGGGCUGGACGAUCUCUGGCACGCCGUUGGAUUUGCGUGAUCCUCGACUCUUGGCAAUUGCAGAGGCAGAACGCCAAUUCUUGGAGGCUGAGUAUGAUGGAUAUGCUGCUUCUAAUGCCAGUGGAGCUGCAUUUUGUCGUUCAGCUGCACUGAUUUUAAUGGCCCUUUUACUCUUGAGGCAUGCACUUUCUGUCACAGAUGCUGAUGCUGAUGAUGAUCCAUCCACCUUUUUCUCUCUUUUCUUACUACGAGCUGCUGGUUUUCUUUUACCUUGCUACAUCAUGGCUUGGGCAAUCAGUAUUUUGCAACGCCGACGACAAAGACAAGAGGCUGCAGCACUAGCAGCAACCCAAGUUGCAUUCGUUCUACAAUCUGGGCAGCGUAGGGGUCUGCAAUUUGCCAUAGCACCAGGACCAACAAUGAACACACACCAAGAACAAGUGUAAUUGCAUGCUUGUGUUUGUAACACUGGCGUGUGCACCAUGCAAAAAGGGCUUAUUAGAAUGCCGUGCAUUUUUUUUUCUUUAUUCAUGUAUGUACAUACAUUUGCUUGAGCUGCUUUGAGAUGGUGCUUAAUAUUUUUGGAGUUCAUAGCCUUCAACAAAGAGCAUCUCAUUUUGUUAUAU